GGGGCAGGAAGGGGGCGUGGAAGGGCAGUAGCAAAUGCAGUGACGCACACAGGCCCUGAAGAUACUGCCGCACAGCCCAACGAAGAUAAAGCCGAGUCUUCUGCCUCACAUGUGCCGCCGAUGUUCACCAAUGAACAGUGGCGUAUUCUUGUGAAAGCUUUGGAGAAUUUUCAGGUCACCUCAUCUAAAGAAAAAUUGACAGGCCCUACCUACGAGGACGCCGAUUGGAGUGGGUAGAAGAUGCGGGGGGUCUACUAUUUUCACAGUAUGGAAGAAAUUUGUGCACAUCAAGUGGGAAUGGUGGACUCAACGGAUUUGUGGCAUGCACGAUUGGGGCACCCUUCAGCUUCAGUAGUGCGUAAAGUUUCCAGUUUUAUUAAUUAUGUUCCUAGCUCUCAGUUAGAAAAUAAGGCCUGUGAUGCAUGUUUGUGUGCUAAACAAACUAGAGCCGCGUUUGAUUUAAAUUCUGCUCGUGCUAUUGAAUGUUUUGAAAUGAUUCAUUGUGAUAUAUGGGGUCCUUAUCAGUAUUCUUCUUCUUGUGGUGCCCGUUAUUUUUUAACAAUUGUGGAUGAUCAUUCUCGUGCGGUUUGGAUACAUCUAUUGCUUAAUAAAGGAGAAGUGGGAACCAUUUUGAAACAUUUUUUUGCUAUGACUAAGAGGCAGUUUAAUAAAGAAGUUCGUGUUGUGCGAAGUGAUAACGGGAAAGAGUUUAUUGCACUGAAAAAUUAUUUUAAUGAACAUGGGAUUGUUUUUCAAACUAGCUGUGUCUAUACGCCACAACAAAAUGGCCGUGUUGAACGAAAGCACAGACAUAUCCUGGAGGUGGCUAGGGCGUUACGUUUUCAUGCUAAUUUGCCUAUUCAUUUUUGGGGCGAAUGUGUAUUGGCUGUCGGGUAUUUAAUUAACCGCUUACCUUGUCGCCUCUUGAAUUAUAAAAGUCCUUAUGAAAUUUUGUACAGCAAAAUGCCAUGCUAUACUAAUCUCCGUGUGUUUGGAUGUAUGUGCUACGCCCAUGACAAAAAUGUACUUGGUGAUAAAUUUGCACCGC
Messenger RNA from Cuscuta epithymum, 1048 nucleotides. NCBI's taxonomy places the organism in Eukaryota, Viridiplantae, Streptophyta, Magnoliopsida, Solanales, Convolvulaceae. The record is from the annotation of a GenBank genome assembly.